UCUUCCUCGCCACCCCUACCCUGGCUUCUCUCUCUCUCUCCCAGUCACAAAACUUCCCGCGUCCGGUUCCUCAAGCCUCGCCUCCUUCCUCCCAGUUCCGACUUCAGACCGGAACUGGAAGUGUGGUGGGCGGGGCCCGCCGACGGAAAGCGCUGAGGAGCCGAAGCCGGGACUCGGCUGUGGCCCCGGUCGGUCCCGCGCCACGGAGCGCCCGGCGGCGGCGCGGCGCGGCUCGGGGCUGAAGGGCGGCGCGCGGGCGGGUGGGCGGGCGCGGCCCCCCGGGCGCCGCGGGGGAUCAUGUCGACAGCCUCCGCCGCCUCGUCCUCCUCCUCGUCUUCUGCCAGUGAGAUGAUCGAAGCGCCCUCGCAGGUCCUCAACUUCGAAGAGAUCGACUACAAGGAGAUCGAGGUGGAAGAGGUUGUCGGAAGAGGAGCCUUUGGAGUAGUUUGCAAAGCUAAGUGGAGAGCAAAAGAUGUUGCUAUUAAACAGAUAGAAAGUGAAUCCGAGAGGAAGGCUUUCAUUGUGGAGCUCCGGCAGUUAUCACGUGUGAACCAUCCUAAUAUUGUAAAGUUGUAUGGAGCCUGCUUGAAUCCAGUGUGUCUUGUGAUGGAAUAUGCUGAAGGAGGCUCUUUGUACAACGUGCUGCAUGGUGCUGAACCAUUGCCUUACUACACUGCUGCCCAUGCCAUGAGUUGGUGUUUACAGUGUUCCCAAGGAGUGGCUUAUCUGCACAGCAUGCAGCCCAAAGCACUAAUUCACAGGGACCUCAAGCCUCCAAACUUGCUGCUGGUUGCAGGAGGGACAGUUCUGAAAAUCUGCGAUUUUGGUACAGCUUGUGACAUCCAGACGCACAUGACCAAUAAUAAAGGGAGUGCUGCUUGGAUGGCACCUGAAGUUUUUGAAGGUAGCAAUUACAGUGAAAAGUGUGAUGUCUUCAGCUGGGGUAUUAUUCUUUGGGAAGUGAUAACACGCCGGAAACCCUUUGAUGAGAUUGGUGGCCCAGCUUUCCGAAUCAUGUGGGCUGUUCAUAACGGUACUCGACCCCCACUGAUCAAAAAUUUACCUAAGCCCAUUGAGAGUUUGAUGACCCGCUGUUGGUCUAAGGACCCUUCUCAGCGCCCUUCAAUGGAGGAAAUUGUGAAAAUAAUGACUCACUUGAUGCGGUACUUUCCAGGAGCGGACGAGCCGUUACAGUAUCCUUGUCAGUACUCUGAUGAAGGGCAGAGCAACUCAGCCACCAGCACAGGCUCAUUCAUGGACAUCGCUUCUACAAAUACCAGUAAUAAAAGUGACACUAAUAUGGAACAAGUCCCUGCCACAAAUGAUACUAUUAAACGCUUAGAGUCAAAACUGUUGAAAAACCAGGCAAAGCAACAGAGUGAAUCCGGACGGCUGAGCUUGGGAGCAUCUCGUGGAAGCAGUGUGGAGAGCUUGCCCCCGACUUCUGAGGGCAAGAGGAUGAGUGCUGACAUGUCUGAGAUAGAAGCUAGGAUCAUUGCGACUGCAGCCUAUUCCAAGCCUAAACGGGGCCACCGUAAAACCGCUUCAUUUGGCAACAUUCUGGAUGUCCCUGAGAUCGUCAUAUCAGGCAACGGGCAACCAAGGCGUAGAUCCAUCCAAGACUUGACUGUUACUGGGACAGAACCUGGUCAGGUGAGCAGUAGGUCGUCCAGUCCUAGUGUCAGAAUGAUCACUACCUCAGGACCAACCUCAGAGAAGCCAGCUCGCAGUCAUCCAUGGACCCCCGAUGACUCCACAGAUACCAAUGGCUCAGAUAACUCCAUCCCAAUGGCGUAUCUUACACUGGAUCACCAGCUACAGCCUCUAGCACCAUGCCCAAAUUCCAAAGAGUCCAUGGCAGUGUUUGAACAGCAUUGUAAGAUGGCACAGGAGUAUAUGAAAGUCCAGACUGAAAUCGCAUUGUUACUACAGAGAAAGCAAGAACUAGUUGCAGAAUUGGACCAGGAUGAAAAGGACCAGCAAAAUACAUCUCGUCUGGUACAGGAACAUAAAAAGCUUUUAGAUGAAAACAAAAGCCUUUCUACUUAUUACCAGCAAUGCAAAAAACAACUAGAGGUCAUCAGAAGCCAACAGCAGAAACGACAAGGCACUUCAUGACUCUCUGGGACCGUUACAUUUUAAAAUAUGCAAAGACCUUUUUUUAAGAAAAGACAAACCAUUAUGACAGUUCAUGAGUGUUAGCUUUUUGGCGUGUUCUGAAUGCCAAAUGCCUAUAUUUGCUGCAUUUGUAUGUCAUUUAUUUUCUUCUUAUGGUGGAUAUACAGUCCACUGUCUUGUUGCAUAAGAUGAUAAGCACCUGUGACUUGGAAAGGCAAGAGUUCUCAAUUUCAGAGCACAUGCAGUAAACUUGGCUGUAUAUGCAUGCUCCUGGUGUGAGCUAGCUGACAGGUGGGGUAUCACACUAGCUACUGUGUGCAAGCAUCAUCCUUUUCUCUGUAGUAAAAGGUGGAACCUCAAGGAUGUUCUUCUUAGAGCUCAUCUCAAAAGUCUGCUAUUUUCCAAAAGCCGGUGUGCACCAAUGUAAAGACAGGGUAUUAUAAAUAACUGGUGGUACAUUACGGAAGUACAGAACGUUUAAACUGAGUUCAAAGACAGGGUUUUGUGCCAACACAUCCUGAAGCAAUAUUAAACAUAGUUCCAUCUGUUAAUAUUAAAGGUAAGUGGUGGCAGCUGUGUUUAAUGAAAGCAAGUUUAGUGAUUUUCUUUAGGCUGAACAUCGUUUAUGAGAUACUGAAUGUGUGCUCUUUUGUAUGCCCUAAGGAUUUUCAGUUCUGUGUAGAAACGGAAGCUUUUCUGACUUUUAAUAUUAGUGUCAAAUGAAAUUGAAAGAACAUGGUCUAGCUUAACUGAUCCUUACAACAAUUAUUGAAUCGUGUUAUGGUAUAUUUGAAGAAAAUUGAAAAAUAAUGGAAACGUAAAUGAUUGGCCCAGCCAAAAAGGCAUGUCUGCUUAUGAUAGCAAAUAAGCAGACAAAUCAGGAGACCUGAGUAAGGAAGAUGAAGUGAAAACCCACUUUCCAUAGAUAUUGGGAGGAUUGAUUUCUCUGAAGUCCGAUCUGGAAUGACUGCUACCUUCCCAUGCUUUUAAGAGAAUUUCAGCACUUACAAAGAAAAUAUUUAUAUUGUUAACAUUAAGUUUACUACCAACCUUCAAAAUAACUUAAAGGUAAAUAAUAAAAUGCCAUUGAAAAAAAAAUUCCCUAAGCUCUAUUUUUUCAGUCCAUGUUACUACAUUUUGAUACCAGUAUGAGAAUGUCUUUUAACUAAGGCUGCCAUCAGUCUUGCUUUUAUAGUGUUCAUGUUUUUAAAGAGAACACUUUGGAACUGAAAGCAUGAUUGCUGUGGUCCUUAGACAUCUAUCAUGUUCCUGCUCUGUUUCAGAGGAGCACAAGAAGCUAUCAAAAUUGUUCUUUAAAAUGCUGAAGCAGGUAACUUUUCUUCCAUUAUUUUUUCCUCUCUGAGUUUUACAAUGAAUCCCUUCUGUAUACAAAUAAAGGUAUAGGGCAAUUUAUAGUAACAUGUGCCUUCCUCCUGGGAGCUAAGUGUCUUCUUUCACUUAAAUAAAGGUUAUCGUUCCCAAAUUCUAUCAGGUAAAAUUAAUUUAAGCCCAGCAUUAAUAGUUGAAAUAAAAAUGACAGAGAAAAUAAGAUAACUGUAGACUGAGAUGCCAAAGACCAGAAUCUCCCUGACAUUGCUGCCUAUGUGUAUAUCUGAUACUGCACCCCAGGGGUGUGGUCUCUUUUAGGCAGCAUGUCAAAAGUAUCUCGAAAUAUGAGUGCUGAGUUUGACUUUCCAUUAGAUUUCAUGUUACAUGGUUAUAGUCUCAGUUCUAACCAGAAAUUUAUUUUGCAAGGUCAUCCUAGAGCUAAAAGGAUAUUUUAUCAGCAGUCACUUGAUAAAAGUAUCCAAACAGGUAAUGGAAGAAAAUACUAAAUUUACUCAUGGUACCAAUGGCAGAAGACUGUUAAGCAGUUGCUUGUGGUCAGUUCCUUGUGGCUUCCAAUACUGUAGUGGUCCUGGACAGCCUUAAGUAAAUGCAUUGCAACACUCAGAUUUUUUUUUUAAAGUUCCCGCUAUCCCCGAAGAUUAAAACGACAACAUACAUACUUGAAUCCAUACCAGGUUACUCGAUGUCUCCACCCAUAAAACCGUUCAAUACCCAAGGUACCAAGGAACCGGAUGUGUUGUUAGUUCCUGUUCUACAGUUUAUUCAAGCCUAACUUUCUGGAUGGAAAUACCAGAUAGGCAGACAGGUUUGCCAAGUGAAGGCCAAGAAUCCCAGUCCCUGCACAGAAACUACUUGCAUUUUGUUUUUUCCAGGAAAGGAAACAAAGUUUGUAUAAUGUGGAGAGAAAUCCCCCUCAGCGGUGAAAUUGUGUUCCCGGAUUGAAUAAAAUUCAGUUAAGAAUGUUACCCUACAUACUGAAAAGCUCUGCUUAAAGUUAUUUACAAAUAGUCGACUACUUUUUGCUGAAGUAUUUUUUAAAGUAGCAAAAGUCUUUUUCCUUCAAUUUCUGUCAUGCUCCUAGUUCCAUCUCCUACAGCCAGAGAUUACAGGGAGGCUUGUUUCCUCAGUGUGUGUGUGUGUGUGUGUGUGUGUGUGCGCGCGCGCGCGCGCGCGCGCGGUCUCUCUCUAUCUUCCACACCUGACUCCUCUCUUCACAUAGUAAGUUUUACUCCUGUUAUUCAGAAAUUUCUUGUAAAAUGAUGUGAUGUAGAAACUCUUGUGCAUAUUAUGUAACUAAAGGAGGCUUUUUCAAUUUAUUUUUGUUUCUAAUAAAAUUCAGAUUGUUAUCUCA
This is a messenger RNA of Peromyscus maniculatus bairdii (prairie deer mouse), 4819 nucleotides long. RefSeq names its product mitogen-activated protein kinase kinase kinase 7 (gene Map3k7). Gene Ontology annotation, biological process: immune response; JNK cascade; protein phosphorylation. The record is from RefSeq and is a predicted model, not a curated record. NCBI's taxonomy places the organism in Eukaryota, Metazoa, Chordata, Mammalia, Rodentia, Cricetidae. Gene Ontology annotation, molecular function: MAP kinase kinase kinase activity; magnesium ion binding; ATP binding.